This is a messenger RNA of Saccoglossus kowalevskii, 3498 nucleotides long. RefSeq lists its product as uncharacterized. Gene Ontology annotation, molecular function: RNA binding; ATP binding; helicase activity. The record is from RefSeq and is a predicted model, not a curated record. NCBI's taxonomy places the organism in Eukaryota, Metazoa, Hemichordata, Enteropneusta, Harrimaniidae. Gene Ontology annotation, cellular component: nucleus; intracellular anatomical structure.
AUGAUCUCGGUUCAAGAAUAUCGGAGAUCUAAUGCGGGGAGAACUUUACCAAUACAGCAACGUAAAAGCGAGAUAUUGCAACAUAUACGGAACCACCAAGUAACAUGUAUCCAGGGUGAGACUGGAUGCGGUAAAUCUACAAAAGUCCCACAGUUCAUCAUUGAAGAAGCUAAUCAAAUAGUGGGAACCAGAAACAAUGUGAAGGUCAUAGUGACCCAACCACGACGAAUGGCUGCAAUAUCAUUGGCUGAGAGAGUAGCUUAUGAGAUGAACGAGAACGUGGGUGAUACAGUGGGUUAUCAGAUUGGUGGAGAGUCCCGCGUUUCACCGUGUACACAAAUUAUAUAUGCCACGACUGGAUUUGUAUUACAGAAACUAAUGCAUAUUCCAUCAGUACUUGAAAAGUAUACUCAUAUAAUCUUAGAUGAAACACAUGAAAGGAAGAUUGAGGGCGAUAUAUUGAGUUUAAUUCUUAAACUACUAAUGGGUAAUCAUCGUAUAAAGAUUGUUAUAAUGUCAGCUACACUUCAAAGUAAUCUCUUCGCGAGCUAUUUCAUUGGAGGAGCAGGGACUGCACCUAUACUGGUUUCAGGAAGACAACAUCAGAUUGAUUUUAUUUACAUUGAUGACUUAGUAUCUAAAUAUGGUGACGGCCUUGAACCUCGUGAUAUCAGAGCAUUGGCGAGUGCUUGGAUACAAUUUAAUCUUGUGUGGGCCGAAGAAGAACGUAAGAAAAAAGAGUCUGACCUUCAUUCAACGAAUUCAAUCUCUACAGGUGACUUGGCUAAAACGUUUCGACGUCUUUUUACGAAAUAUUUCACUGGCAAAGGUGGAAGAGAAGUAUUGUCAAGUUACAUGACUGAUAUAAGCCGUGGUGUGUCAAGAACAUCGGUCAGAGCACAGCUACAAGAUGGGUUUUAUGAGCUUUGUGCCACUUUAGUUAAAAUGUUUGCAAACAGAGGGGAAACUAUUCUAAUCUUUUUACCAGGUAUCACUGAAAUUUACCUCAUGUGGGAUGCCCUGUCGUAUUUAGAGCGCAGCAGCGCAUCUAAGCAUUUAAUCAGAUUGUUUGUUUUACAUUCGCAAAUUCCACGAGAUGAGCAGGAAGAGUGUUUCAUUGAACCUACGUCAUCACAUACUCAUGUCAUCUUGGCAACGAACAUAGCUGAAAGUUCACUGACCUUACCCAAAUUACGUGUUGUGAUCGACUUUGGAUUAUUCCGCGAUGUGAGAUACGAUGAUAGGUCAUGUACGACGCAAUUAGUUACCAAAUGGUAUGCCAAGGCUAGUGCUGCACAUAGAGCAGGUAAUUCACAGUACAGUGAUAUGACAGUAUUCGGACAUAUUGCUGUCAAGUUACCACUGGACAUGCCUCUGUGUCGUCUUGUGUAUUACGGGGUAAUUUUCAACUGCCCUUGCGAUGCAGUUGUCAUGGCAGCAUCUUUAUCAUUACAAGUGUGUCCAUUUACACUUCCAACUAUCUUGGUAAUAAAAGAUCCAAUAAUGCUGAUGGAAUCUCUUCAACGUAGUUCGGAGUCACGUGCUAUGUUCGAUGAAGGUGAGUACAGUGAACCCAUCAUGUAUACAAACAUGUUCCACGCCUGGCUUAGAAAAAGAGUGAAAGCUACAGACAGACAAUCUAUUCAGUUAAAGAUGAGUAGUUUCUGUAAAGAAAACUCGCUGAUACCUAAGAGACUAAUUGAAAUGGAGAGUGCAGUAUCUCUAAUAGCAUCCAGAAUCCAUCCAUUUUUACCAAGCGACAGCAAGGCACGUGAUGAUGUUGCAAAGCUGCUGCAAAUACUGAAUGCUGAAGCUGAUGAUGAGGAUAAUGUUUUGGACGAUGAAGACUGUGCUUACGGUGUUGCAAGCGGCGUCGAUGACGAUGAUGACGUAAAUAGUGUUGAUGAUGGUGAUCAUUGUGACAAUGAUACUGGUGCAUGUGGUGGAGGAACCGAUGAUCUAGGUGGAAGUGGUGGUGGUGGAUCUUCGACGACUGUCCACGGAAAAAGGUACACAUUUGGCUCCGUUUUGAAAAUAUCCGACACCGAAACCAUACACAAGAAGAUCAGCAAAGGACCCCAAGGCGAUGUAUUUCCUGAUCAAAAUAGAUUCAGAUGGCCUAAUAGCAGAGUUCAAAGACGAGCCAAUGUGGCCAGAGCUCCUAUAGCAUCAACACCACGCCAUGUUGAUGCCCUUUUCUGUUCUGACAAUAUCUUACUCAAGGUACUGCAGGUGGCUGCAUUCAGUCCAAACUACCUUAUUGGAACACGUUCUAAUAAAACAAACCAAAGAACUAAAAACAACAUAGACAAAGUCGGGUUUGAUUUAACGAAGACAAUUGUUCUCCAUGAUUGUGGUGAAAUAAAUGACCUCAUGAAGACUGGCAGCAAGAGUAUUUGUGAUAUGUAUAUUCAUAAGAUGUACAAACCGAAAAGAUAUCUAUGCGGUUCAGGGGCUUCAAAUAAACUCAUGUUCCUGGAAUAUGAAAAUGGGAAUUCACGGGAUGCAACACUACACAAUAUCCCACCACAGGGACAUUUGAUAAACCAGUAUGCAGCUGAGAAAAUGAGACUAGAUAGUCAUAACAAGAAAGAGAAGAAAUCUCGUGCAAGCACUAUAAAGGAAGAAAACAUAAAGGAUAUUGUUACUAAUUUACGAACCCCACCAAGUCAACCCUUUCAGCUUGUUUGGAAAACGUUGAGUCAAGUGAGACAAAUACAAUGUAAACUGGGCGAUAUCCGCAACCCUAUUGGCUUCGCAUGUGAAUUACGAGACAUACGUCACUUAGCAGUGGCAGCAAAUAUUAAAGGAAGCGGCGGUUUCAGUCACAUUGAUGGGGCUACAGUGUUACCACCAGACUGUGAUGGUGUACUAGCUGUGAUUCUGCUGAUGGUAUUUUUACCAAGUCGUUUUGAUAUUAAAAUCAGAUUUGAUAAAUGCCAGAUAACUGCCAUUAAAUUUCUAAAUGUAAACAGAAAACUAGAGAAAAACCGGCCAGUCACGUUUGAGAUGUUUUACAUCGUAAACACAAUCCGCCUGAUGGUAUCUGACAUACUUUUGAUGAAAUCCAACAGAUUACGUGAAAUUCCUAGUAGUGAUAUAGGAUUAUGGAUACAGUAUUUAGUGAAUGUUAUACAAUCUGUCAAAGAAACAGGAAGAGGACGGUUUGAUCGAAAGCGAUGGUGCCGGUGCUGGUGGUCUGUUUAUCAAGAUCUCAACGAAAGUGAAAACUCUUCACUUGACGAUGAAAAUCGAAACGAAGGAGACGAUGAUGAUGAUGAUGAUGAUGAGGAGGAGGAGGAUAAGAUGGAGGAGGAGGUAGAGGAGGAUGUAAAAGAGGGCACGAACUAUGCCGCACACGUUCACAAUUCGAUAUUUCUUGAGCCGUUCAACUUGCUACCAGGUCUGGCAAAACUUUGGGGGAUUGACUCUGACAAUCUAAGGAAAACAACGGUGGAAUCUUUUCACGCGUUUAAAGCGGAACAGAAGAAGAAAUAG